Messenger RNA from Chaetomium fimeti, 2170 nucleotides. RefSeq names its product P-loop containing nucleoside triphosphate hydrolase protein. The transcript has a single exon. Bases 87 to 2000 code for a protein of 637 amino acids. Gene Ontology annotation, molecular function: ATP binding; mRNA binding. NCBI's taxonomy places the organism in Eukaryota, Fungi, Ascomycota, Sordariomycetes, Sordariales, Chaetomiaceae. The record is from RefSeq and is a predicted model, not a curated record.
CCAAGAUUAAUUUUCGUCCCGCCUGUUAGGUUAUUCUCUUAGUCGGUAGUCGCCAUUCCAACCAUCUCGAUACCCUAUUCGCGACCAUGUGGAGGGCAGCUCGCGGCUCCGUGUGCUUAUUAUGCCGCUCGGCAGCACAACCCAGGAUCUCACUCCUAGAGUCGGCGCAGCCAUGGAUCAGCCAGCGUAGCUUUGUAACGCGGAGAGACACCAAAGACCGCCCAUCACGCAUGGUGCUGUCCGACCGUGUCGCCCGCGGACCGCGAACAGAUGCUCCCAAGAGAUCCCGUCAGAGACCCGAGGGUCCUUGGGCGGGCGCCAAUCGGACCGUCGCCAACGUCGACCGCGACCGCCGCCGACGACCCCCGGGGUCAGCACAAGCACCCGGCGAAGGCACACGCGACAGAGACAGAGACACCAGGAACACCAGAGAGAGGUACCCGGGCGCGACUCGGGACAGGGACGAUAACCGCUUCAAGGCCCUCAAGAUGCAGCGUGCCCUCACCAGCAUUCCCUACCGCGAACGUGUCACUGUCAAGGCCCGCAUCUCCGACGUCGAAUCCUUCGAUCAGUUCAAGCUACUGCCGGUCUUGAAAGAGGCCGUCUACAACGAGGUGCUGAAGGGCAUGGUGGACGUGAAGCCCACUCCGGUCCAGAGGCUCGCCAUCCCCGCCCUACUCGGGCAGCGGGCCGCGCGGCGCAGGGAUACAAACUACCGCAUGCCGACGCCCGAGACUCAAAGAGAAGAGUUCCUCCUGGCCGCCGAGACCGGGUCCGGCAAGACGCUGGCGUACUUGCUACCCGUCAUCAACGCCCUCAAGGUGGCCGAGGCCGAGGACGCAGAUGCCAAGGCAUACAACGAGCGGCUAGAGGCCGAGAAGGAGCGCCGGGGAGGAACCCCGGUGUCGGAAUGGAUCGACAAAUUCGAGCCGCACCCCAACCAUGCCCGCCCCCGCGUCGUCGUGCUAGUUCCGACAUCCGAGCUCGUCGACCAGGUGCUCGCCGCCUCGAAAAAGAUCUCCCACGUGGCCAAGAUCAAAGUCCGCUCCAUCUCGUCCAACCAGCUCCCGGCCAAGAUCCAGCGCAACAUGUACAGCCAUGGCGGCAUCGACAUGGUCGUUGCCACCCCGCAUCUCCUCGCCGCCAUGGCACACAGAGACCCCAAUAUCCUUUCGCGUGUGCAGCACCUCGUCAUUGACGAGGCUGACUCCCUCCUCGACCGCUCCUUCUCCCCAGAGACCUCCAAGAUUGUCGAGCGCGCUAUGCCCUCGGUCAAGCAGCUCAUCCUCUGCUCCGCCACCAUCCCGCGCCGCCUCGACAACUACCUGGCCACACACUUCCCCAAUAUCGUGCGCAUCGCGACGCCCAACCUGCACGCCAUCCCGCGCCGCGUCCAGCUCGGCGUCAUCGACGUGUCCAAGGACCCUUACCGCAACAACAAGCUGCUUGCGUGCGCCGACGCCAUCUGGACCAUCGGCAAGGACGCCGCCAUGCACGAGGGCGCCGACAAGGACGAGGUCGACAUCAAGCGCAUCAUGGUGUUUGUCAACGAGCGCGACACGACCCAGGAGGUGGCCGAGUAUCUGGUGUCCAAGGGCAUCGACGCCAUCGCCCUGCACCGCGACACCCCCGAGCACCGCCAGAGCGAGAUGCUGAACAGCUUCACCACCAACGAGCCCAUGCGCAUGAGCAAGGACGCCGUCGAGGCGAAUAAGCAGGCUAUUCUGGCCAAGGCGGGCGGCGUCAGCCGGAGGCAUCUGCCGAACACCAAGGUCAUCGUGGCCACCGACUUGGCAUCGCGGGGUAUCGAUACGCUGGCCGUCAGGCACGUAGUGCUGUAUGACGUGCCGCAUACCACCAUCGAUUUUAUUCACCGGCUCGGCAGGGCGGGGAGGAUGGGGAGGCGCGGCAGGGGAGUUGUGCUGGUGGGCAAGGACGACCGGAGGGAUGUCGUGUCAGAAGUGAAGGAGAGCAUGUUCAUGGGGCAGGCGCUAAUCUAGUGUAUGAUGUAUAUGAUGUAUGAUAUAGGGGGUUGCAUUAUAGGAGUAGAGGCAUAGAUACCUAGCGCAUUAGAAGGUUGGGUUGUAUGUUGGCGAGGUUGUAAGAAACUCGGCUCAUCACGCUGGCUAUUUGAAUCUGAUCUAAUGAAUAUAAUCGGCCAUGUCUCCCA